Molecule: messenger RNA, 930 nt
Organism: Aspergillus oryzae RIB40
Lineage: Eukaryota; Fungi; Ascomycota; Eurotiomycetes; Eurotiales; Aspergillaceae
Exons: 1
Coding region: 1-930 (309 amino acids)
Source: RefSeq, a predicted model, not a curated record
AUGAAGCAGAUACUCGGAUCCAACGCUAUUGUGGAGCCAACGGGCGAUUUCAAAACUAUGGCGGACGGGCUGUUCGACCACUUCGAUCUUGACUUACCGAUACACCUUGUCAGGGGAAGAGACUAUCUCGAAAGACAAGAGUUCGCCCUACUAGCUGAACGUAAAACUGGAUCACGACCUAGACUAGUGAACGUGUCGGACCUACAAUUGAAGGUCGACGCCUCUUCUUCCACUGGUCUUGCUCUCUAUUGCAAGAAGCCAGGAGCUGAAGAUGAACAGGCCCUGGAGAAAGUUUAUCAGGUAGCCCUUGCGCUAUUUCCUGAGGAAUACAGUCUUCUUUCACUAGAUAUGCUUCGUCAUCUGGCGAGGAUAUCAGUCAAUGAUUUCCGUACGAACCUGUUAGUCAAUGACCAGAGAUUCCUGGGCAUUAUUUUGCAGGAAUUGGACGAUCUCGUUAAGAAACACAAAGUUCUCACUCCCGACCAAGCCAGAAUUCUCCAGGAAGGAAUCGUGCCAACGAUAUUGCCCGGAUCUCCGGAAUUGAAGAAGAUCUUCUUUAACCAAGGCAAUCCGAAGGUUACACUGAAGGACGAUUUCAUGCUCAAGGCAGCUCGUGCUAGCCGAGGCAAUGGUCAUUUAAUCGGAGAGGAGCUUUCUACAGAAGAAUGGGAGGCAGCCUUGCGUGGAAUGCAGUCUCCAAACAUCCAUACCAACCAAACAUCAUAUGUACUUCAGCCAUAUGUGCGACAGCCCAAGUUUAAUAUUCUGGCAGACCGGAACAGAACAGUGCGCCAAAGUCAGGUGGUUGGCACUUAUUAUGCUGUGAAUGGUCGCUUUGUUGGGCUGGGACCUUGGCGCACGGGGAAUGGAAAGAUCUGUAAUGUUUACGGCGGAGGAUGUGUCCUCGUAAACUCAAUUGCAUCGGUAUAG